Messenger RNA from Trichomonas vaginalis G3, 528 nucleotides. Its product is annotated as RNA polymerase II transcription regulator recruiting protein. Gene Ontology annotation, biological process: regulation of DNA-templated transcription. The coding region runs from base 1 to 528 and encodes 175 amino acids. Gene Ontology annotation, cellular component: nucleus. The record is from RefSeq and is a predicted model, not a curated record. Gene Ontology annotation, molecular function: DNA-binding transcription factor activity, RNA polymerase II-specific; RNA polymerase II cis-regulatory region sequence-specific DNA binding. The transcript has a single exon. Lineage: Eukaryota; Parabasalia; Trichomonadida; Trichomonadidae.
AUGUAUGACAAGGAUACUAGUCCUCCAGCCAAAGGUGUCAAGCGGCGGAGAUUAUUUAGCCCAAAGGAUGAUAAUAAGCUCAAAGAACUGCUAUCAGACUCUAAGUUUAUAGGAUGGAAGAACGUGGCUUUAUCGAUGCCCGGUUUCACUCCAAAGCAGCUUCGCGAUAGAUGGCAUAAUUAUUUAUCACCGAAAAAUUCAUUCGAACCUUGGACUGAUGAAGAAGACAAAAUUAUUGUCGAAAAAGUUUUAGAAUUUGGUACAAAAUGGUCUUACAUAUCAUCAUUUUUAAAAGGAAGGCCAGACAACAGCAUUAAGAAUAGAUGGAACUCUGUUCUAAAGAAUGACUACAUGGAACAUCCUCAAAAAUAUUCAAGGAUUAUAGCUCCAGGUCAAAUUGCUCAGCCAGAAGUUAGCUCAGAUUUUGCAAUGAAUGGAUCAAUUUCGCCUGGUCAUCAAGUUACUCAAUCCGUUAAAUUAGAUGAAAGAUUUAUCGAGCACUUCUUUGAUACGAUCCCAAAAAAUUAG